Rattus rattus (black rat) is the source of this 2890-nucleotide messenger RNA. It is a transcript of the gene Vopp1, whose product is annotated as VOPP1 WW domain binding protein. Gene Ontology annotation, cellular component: cytoplasmic vesicle membrane. The transcript is spliced from 5 exons. The record is from RefSeq and is a predicted model, not a curated record. The coding region runs from base 151 to 669 and encodes 172 amino acids. Lineage: Eukaryota; Metazoa; Chordata; Mammalia; Rodentia; Muridae.
GUCGGGAGCGCGCGGCGAGGGUGGCUUGGCACGUCCUCCAGCUCUGCCGGCUUGCCGCGCGUCCUUCUGCCGGCGUCGGCUCGUAUCCCCGGAGUCCACCCGCCCGCCCCGGGCUGUGCAGCCUGGCUUCAGGCGGUCCUCGCGGGAGCCAUGGGCCGCCGGCUCGGCAGAGUGGCAGCGCUGCUGCUAGGGCUGCUAAUGGAGUGCACAGAGGCCAAAAAACAUUGCUGGUAUUUUGAAGGACUCUAUCCCACAUACUAUAUAUGCCGUUCCUAUGAAGACUGCUGUGGCUCCAGGUGCUGUGUGCGGGCCCUCUCCAUACAGAGGCUGUGGUAUUUUUGGUUCCUGCUGAUGAUGGGUGUGCUGUUCUGCUGUGGAGCUGGCUUCUUCAUCCGCCGGCGCAUGUAUCCACCACCGCUCAUCGAGGAGCCCACAUUCAACGUGUCCUAUACCAGGCAGCCACCAAAUCCUGCUCCAGGAGCACAGCAAAUGGGGCCGCCAUAUUACACCGACCCUGGAGGACCCGGGAUGAAUCCUGUUGGCAAUACCAUGGCUAUGGCUUUCCAGGUCCAGCCCAAUUCACCCCACGGAGGCACAACUUACCCACCCCCUCCCUCUUACUGCAACACGCCCCCACCCCCCUAUGAACAGGUGGUGAAGGACAAGUAGCAAGAUGGAAAAUCGAAGGCAAAGAGGAUGGACAGGCCCUUUUGUAUUCCUCUCCAUCCUCACUGAUUCUUGCUAGUAGGGUGGUCCAAGGGCACACUUCUCUUUGAUAUUUUCAAAGCAAGCCCAGCUCUCUUUCAAGUUUUUUGUGGAGGACAUUUGAAUCCACACUGUCUCCUCUGUUGCUUCUGUUUCUGAUGUAGUUUGUGCUCUCUGAGAGAGUGUGGCAGCAGUCCCUGAGGGCCGAUAUUUCUAGGGUGGCAUGGGUAGAUCCUCGAGAGAGAGGCUAAGAGGAAAGGAAGGCAUAGCCUAUGUGUCAGGGAGCAGAUAAAGCGGUCAGGCUGAGCUAAGACUCGCAUGGUGCAGUAGUUGGCAGUGAAGUUCGAAGAGACACUAUCCACUGUCCCAGCCCCUUCCCCUAAUAGAAGCUGUGGGGAUGUGCUGCUGAUGCUCUUGCUCUCCACUCACAGUUUGAAAAUAGGCUUUCCUCUGCAGGAAUAAGAAAGACCCAAGUGCAUAUUGCUUCCACUAAAAAAUGAGGGUCGGAAUCAGGCCUCAGUUGGACAUGUGUAGUUAAAUAAAGACCAGUAGAGAGGGGAAGUCUUUAAGUUAGGGAACAUUCUCUAAAUGGAGACAUUACAUUUUAUGAAUCACAGUCUGGCUUUUCUUUUAGUGCAUGUAUUAAAGUGAGGGCGUGUUCUUUGAGAUCAGAUGGAGAAUGGAAACUGGGGGGAUCUCUGCUCAGAGGGCUUCGACACCCUUUUCUUAAGUAGUUCUGGUGAUGGGCUUUAUGGACCCUAUAGAGCUGAGGGACACAUUAGGCUGGGUAGUUACAUUGACCCCUGGAGAGGGGGAGAGAACAGCCAAAGAGACCCAGCAAAGCAAGCCCAGCAUUGCUGAGUAAAAGCUAGGGUUAUAUGUGAUUCCAGCAGAGAUGUGCUGGCCUCAGAAAAGGGGAUGUUUGUGGAUAGAACAGUGAAAACCUACUUAGUUGCACAGACCACAUAAUCAAAAGUAGAGAAAGAAGUGUAGUUAGAGAUGCUGUUUCCUGGGUGAGAAUCAGAGCUCAUCCAUAGAUUUACAAGUAGUAGCGGGAGUUGUUAGCAGUGCCGAGUUCUGUUCCCUUUUGUAGUUAGUCAUGUUGAUGUGUAUUUAAACCCAGGUUGAGACCUUGUGUACUAAGAGCAAGAAAGUAUAGCUAAGAUGCCUAGAUUAUUUAUGUGUAGUAUGGUGGGGAGUGGGCUGCAAGGAAGGGGACUGACUGAAAAUGAACUAACCAGAGCCAUUUGAUAAACCGUUACUUGUUUAACCGGGCAUCUAAACGUGUCUCUUGAGUGGACAUUGAGUAUUCUUUAUCACCCACAAGACCAGGAGGCAGGGUGUCAUUCUCCGUUGGGGUAUUUAUAGGAGGCAGAGGUUUAGGAACUGAAAGUAGUUGUGUGGGCUUAGUUUAAGGACAGAAGGCUUGGAGACUUGCAGACUGUUUCAUAGGAAACUGCAGGGAAGAAAUGGAUAUCUUUAAAGACAGUUUGCGGAUGCAGAUGCUGCUGCCAAUCAUUGAGCACCCUUGUGUCUGGUUUCCUGUCACUGGAUCCAUUACCCUUCCAUGCUUGGGUCCUUGUUUUACAUAAGACGACAAAGCACAAUGUCUGCUGUUUACAAUCAAGACGACUACACGGUCCAAACAUUUCCUCUCCCCUCUAUCACUUGUGGCUUUAACUUCAAUUUCCUCUGUUCCUUUUUAAAACCAAGAAGCACAGUCAGAGCUGCCCCUGGGAUUACACCAGGGAACGGCUGAUCAAGGCGCUCGGUGUCCGUGACUAAGUCUAAUCUUUUUGAUAGCAAAUCCUUUUGAGAAACUGAACGACUGAUAGGGCUCAGCAAUUUUAUACUCCAAUGUCUGUUUAAGAUACAUUUUGUUCCCAUCGAGCCCGCACUGGAAUUCCUUCAGACGUAAAUACUGACGAUGCCUAUGGAAACUGCACCUCUGGGGGAUGUUCCCCAGCAUUCUUGUUUUCUUCUGUUUGGUGGGUAAGGCUCACCUCUUCCAGCAGCUCCACUUGUGUGCUGAGGUCCUGUACAGCCGGUGCUUGGAGACAGACCUGAAGCAGACUUGUGCAUGCUCUCUCUUGGUAACACUUGGCUGACGUUUCUUCUUUGUUCUCUUUUGAUAGAGUCCUGUUUCCUAUGUAUUUAAAAAAAAAUAAAAGUGAAUUUAGUCACA